AUGACGUCCGCGGAACGGACCAAAUGUUAAAUGAAAUGGUGCAAUUUAUCAUGGUGCAGUUUAUAGUUUGGUGAGUGGGGGGCUUGGCUCAGUUGGCUGCCACUCCUAGGCGCAACAAAGUUAACACAAUUUUAAAAGGCUAAAGUAAACAUUCCCCUUGUUUUACGCAGACCGUGUGAACAAUUUGUCCUCACUGGCAUAGCAAACGUUAUUGAUUAGACAUUUCGAUUGUCUCUAACAACCCAAAACAUUUCCUGUGUCUGUCUUGUGUUGUAAUGUUUAGGCCCUGUGUUAUUUAAUGCGGGAUAUUGGAGCUCAAAUCUUGAAUGAUCCAUAAGAAUAACCAGACAGUAUUUAUAUAUAUAAACACACUACCGUUCAAAAGUUUGGGGUCACUUAGAAAUGUCCUUGUUUUCAAAAGAAAAGCAAUUUUUUUGUCCAUUAAAAUAACAUCAAAUUGAUCAGAAAUACAGUAUAGACAUUGUUAAUGUUGUAAAUGUCUAUUGUAGCUGGAAACGGCUGAUUUGUAAUGGAAUAUCUACAUAGGCGAACAGAGGCCCAUUAUCAGCAACUAUCAGUCCUGUGUUCCAAUGGCACGUUGUGUUUGCUAAUCCAAGUCUAUCAUUUUAAAAGGCUAAUUGAUCAUUAGAAAACCAUUUUGCAAUUAUGUUAGCACAGCUGAAAACUUUGUGUGGAUUUAAAGAAGCAAUAAAACUGUCCUUCUUGAGACUAGUUGAGUAUCUGGAGCAUCAGCAAUUGUGGGUUCGAUUACAGGCUCAAAAUGGCCAGAAACAAAUAACUUUCUUCUGAAACUCGUCAGUCUAUUCUUGUUCUGAGAAAUCGAACCAACAAUUGCUGAUGAACCAGAUACCCAACUAGUCUCAAGAAGGCCAGUUUUGUUGCUUAUUUAAUAAGCACAACAGUUUUCAGCUGUGCUAACAUAAUUGCAAAGGGGUUUUCUAAUGAUCAGUUGGCCUUUUAAAAUGAUAAACUUGGAUUAGCAAACACAACGUGCCAUUGGAACACAGGACUGAUGGUUGCUGAAUCAUGUAGUAACCAAAAAAGUGUUAAACAAAUCAAAAUAUAAUUUUUAUUUGAGAUUCUUCACUCUUGGCAUUCUCUCAACCAGGUUCACCUGGAAUGCUUUUCCAACAGUCUUGAAAGAGACUUGCUGAGCACUGCUUUUCCUUCACUCUGCGGUCCAACUCAUCCCAAACCAUCUCAAUUGGGUUGAGGUCAGGUGAUUGUGGAGGCCAGGUCAUCUGAUGCAGCACUCCAUCACUCUCCUUCUUGGUCAAAUGGCCCUUACACAGCCUGGAGGUGUGUUGGGUCAUUGUCCUGUUGAAAAACAAAUUAUAGUCCCACUAAGCGCAAACCAAAUGUGAUGGCGUAUCGCUGCAGAAUGCUGUGGUAGCCAUGCUGGUUAAGUGUGCCUUGAAUUCUAAAUAAAUCACUGACAGUGUCACCAGCAAAGCACCUCCACACCAUCAUACCUCCUCCUCCAUGCUUCACGGUGAGAAUCACACAUGUGGAGAUCAUCCGUUCACCUACUCUGCGUCUCAGAAAGACACGGCGGGUUGGAACCAAAAAUCUCAAAUUUGGACUCCUCAGACAAAAGGACAGAUUUCCACCGGUCUAAUGUCCGUUGCUCGUGUUUCUUGGCCCAAGCAAGUCUCUUCUUCUUAUUGGUGUCCUUUAGUAGUGGUUUAUUUGCAGCAAUUUGACCAUGAAGGCCUGAUUCACGCAGUUUCCUCUGAACAGUUGAUGUUGAUCUGUCUGUUACUUGAACUCUGUGAAGCAUUUAUUUGGGCUGCAAUUUCUGAGGCUGGUAACUCUAAUGAACUUAUCCUCUGCAGCAGAGGUAACUCUGGGUCUUCCAUUCCUGUGGCGGUCCUCAUGAGAGCCAGUUUCAUCAUAGCGCUUGAUCGUUUUUGCGACUGCACUUGAAGACACUUUCAAAGUUCUUGAAAUGUUCCGCAUUGACUGACUCAUGUCUUAAAGUAAUGAUGGACUGUCGUGUCUCUUUGCUUAUUUGAGCUGUUCUUGCCCUAAUAUGGACUUGGUCUUUUAUCAAAUAGGGCUAUCUUCUGUAUACCCCCCUACCUUUUCACAACACAUCUGAUUGGCUCAAACACAUUAAGAAGGAUAGAAAUUCCACAAAUAUACUUUUAAGAAGGCACACCUGUUAAUUGAAAUGCAUUCCAGGUGACUUCCUCAUGAAGCUGGUUGAGAGAAUGCCAAGAGUGUGCAAAGCUGUCAUCAAGGCAAAGGGUGGCUACUUUGAAGAAUCUCAAAUAAAAAAUGUAUUUGAUUUGUUUAACACUUUUUGGGUUACUACAUGAUUCCAUAUGUGUUAUUUCAUAGUUUUGAUGUAUUCCCUAUUAUUCUACAAUGUAGAAAAUAGUAAAAAUAAAGAAAAACCCUUGAAUGAGUAGGUGUCCAAACUUUUGACUGGCACUAUGUGUGUGUGUGUGUAUGUGUAUAUAUAUAUAUAUAUAUAAUAUCCAACCAACCACUCUAAAGCGGAACACAUUUUUCAUACAUACCCAUGCAGAGAUAUUUCUUGUUCAAACUUUUAAUUAAACUCUUAUCUUGUUAGCAGCUUUAGCAGUUAUCGAAUACUUUUGCUGUCAUGGGAAACCUGAGUAUCUUUUUUUAACACAAGCCAUGCCUUUCCCUCUAAUAUCACUAAUAUCCCCUUGUCCCUCAUGCUUUUUAGUGACACACUUUUUUAUUAAUAUGUCUUAGCAGAUGCUCCACUCUCCCAGUCCCCAUUUCCACUCAUGAUUAUACAUUAUAGUUUCUAAUGUAAACAAAUGAAAAUUCAACAAUGCUAUGGAAAUGGAAAUCCUCAAACUGAUAUCACACAUUGUCGAUCAACAGAUAGGCCAACUUCCAGCUAUCUUUUCAAAUACCUUCACCAGUUGAUGCUUGUUUACAUUGUCCUCGUGUUUGUCUCCGUUACCACACCCGUAGGAGGUAAAACCUGUCAAAAAUACUAUUUGUUUACACAGUUUUUUAACUUAAUGACAUUGUAUUGUGAUGGUAAUCUGUCUGCUUCUGUCUUCCCCAUGCUUGUUUACUUUCUCGUGUUGUGAUAUAGACUCAUCUAUGUACCUGCUUUGCUUCUCCUUGCAGCUGUUCAGGUGUCGAGGAUGAGGAAGAAGGCUCGGCACCACAGGGUCCCCGUGCCCCAGCGGCCGCCCUCCCCCAUCCGUCCGUCCCCCAACAAACAGACUCUGACCUACGCCCAGGCCCAGCGCAUGGUGGACAUGGAGAUUGACGGCCGGGUGCACCGGAUCAGCAUCUACGACAAGCUGGACGUGAUCGCGGAUGAUGACCCUACGGCCCAGGAGAUGAUGGAGUGCACCAGCAAUAAGGAGAACAUGGAGAAGCCUCAGCAGACGCCGAUGCGCUCCGUCCGGUUAAAAAACAGCCAGGAGAAGAGGAGUGCAGCUGCGGUCGCACAGAACCACACAACACAUGGAUCUACAGCAGCACAGGCAGCACCAGCACAGACACUUCCAGAGGCCAAGAUCCGGACUGUGGAGUAUAACCUUCCAGCUGUCCCCGGGAGGCCCCCAGUGUAUUAUAAGUAUGUGGAGAAGACGUCGGAGGAGCUGGAUGAGGAGGUGGAGUAUGAUAUGGAUGAGGAGGACUACGCUUGGCUGGAAGUAGUUAACGAUAAGAGGAGAAGUGAAGGCGUCAGUCAGGUAGGCCUUUUCUUUAUAAAUUACGCCUUUUCAGAAUUACAAAACUUCAUGGUGAGGCUGCUCCCCCGUAGCCUGGGUGCCAGUCAAUCCUUUUUGCCAUGUUUUUUUUUUACUGUGUAUUUAAAUACAUAUUCUAAGAUUUCUACUACUGUACAUUGCAUUUUAGUUACACUCUUUAUACACCACAUAUUUAUUUAUAUACUGGAUUCUUGACAUAGCUCACUCUGAGACACUCCGUGAACAAAACAUUAGGAACACCUGCUCUUUCCAGGACAUAGACUGACCAGGUGAAUCCAGGUGAAAGCUAUGAUCCCUUAUUAAUGUCACCUGUUAAAUCCAUUUCAAAUCAGUGUAGAUGAAGGGGAGGUGACCUGUUAAAGUAGGCUUUUUAAGCCUUGAGACAAUUGAGACAUGGAUUGUGUAUGUGUGCCAUUCAGAGGGUGAAUGGGGAAGACAGAAUAUUUAAGUGCCUUUGAACAGGGUAUUGUAGUAGGUGCCAGGCACACCGGUUUGAGUGUGACAAGAAUUGCAAUGCUGCUGGGUUUUUCACAAUCAACAAAUUCCUGUGUGUAUCAAGAAUGGUCCACCACCCGAAGGACAUCCAGCCAAAUUGACACAACUGUUGGAAACAUCCCUGUGGAACGCUUUCGACACCUUGUAGAGUCCAUGCCCCAAUGAAUUGAGGCUGUUCUGAUGGCAAAGGGGGGUGCAACUCAAUAUUAGAAAGGUGUUCCUAAUGUUUUGUACACUCAUCGUAUAGCUACUGCUGUACAUAUACUAAGAAUGAUAUCUUGUGUAAAUUUAAUCAGGUGUAAAUACGCAUAGAUUGCAUUUGGAUAACUGUUACAGUGGUAUUUGGGUUGUUAAUUGGAUUAAUUCUGGCAUUUCUAGUUGUUUUUUAUUAUGUAUUUAUAAUUUUUUUAUUAUUUGUGAACUUUGCCAUUAUACUGCAUUGUUAGGAGCUAGUAACAUAAGCUUUUCGCUGCAGCCGCUAUAACAUCUGUUAAACUGUGUACACGACUAAUAAACUUGGAUUUGAUUUCAGUCUGUUUCUACUCUUUUGCCAACUAGACAAGAGAGCAAAAACAGACUGACACUCAGGCUAGCUCCCCCCUCCCCCAAAGAAACAAAAACAAAUGGAUCACAGGCUAAGAAAACAAUACAACACAACAAUAGUCAACAAAGUAUAAUUAAUACUACAAUAAAUGUGCAACUGUUUACUGUUCUCCCUCCCACCACCAGGUGUCCUACAACGUGUUUGAGUUCCUGGUGGACCGCUUUGAGAAGGAGACCCAGAUGGAGAUGGAGAGCCAGGGCCAGGACAAGCUGACCAUAGACGAGGACGCAGUCUGCUGCAUUUGCAUGGACGGAGACGGCCAGGACAGCAACGUCAUCCUCUUCUGUGACAUGUGCAACCUGGCCGUGCACCAAGAGUGUUACGGCGUCCCUUACAUCCCAGAGGGACAGUGGCUGUGCCGGCACUGCCUCCAGUCGCCCACCCAGCCCGCAGGCUGCAUACUGUGUCCUAACAAAGGCGGAGCAGUGAAAAAGACUGACGAUGACCGCUGGGGUCACGUGGUGUGCGCCUUGUGGGUGCCGGAGGUAGGGUUUUCCAACACGGUCUUCAUCGAGCCCAUCGACGGAGUCGGCAACAUUCCGUCCGCCCGCUGGAAGCUCACCUGCUACCUCUGUAAGGAGAAGGGGGUGGGGGCCUGUAUCCAGUGUCACAAGGCUAACUGCUACACCGCCUUCCACGUCAGCUGUGCUCAGAAAGCCGGACUCUUUAUGAAGAUGGAACCCAUCAAGGAGGUAACGGAGACUGGCGAACCAACGUUUUCGGUGAAGAAGACGGCUUACUGCGGGGCUCACACCCCAAACAGCUCGGUCAAGAGACCCCUCACCAUCUACGAGGACGCCAAACCCCAAAAUGGAUUGUGUUCCCCUCUGAAAGGGGAGAACACUAGGGGCGCCAAUGCACUGGCGAAAGGCAGGAAGAGGAAGAGGAAGAAGGUAGAGCCAGAGGAAGAGGUCCCACCCGUGUCUGUGCCUAGCUUUCCUCCCCAAAGGUAGAUUCACUCACCAUUCAUCUAAGCGUAAUUUUCAUAAUUUGCAGAUGCCCAGACGUAUCAGUAAAUGUACAAUACACAACAUACAGUGCCGUGAAAGUAUUAGCUCCCUUUCUGAUUUUCUCUAUUUUCAUAUUUUUGACACUGAAUGCUAUUAGAUUUUCAACCAAAACCUAAUAUUAGAUGUAACAAAUAAUACAAAAUGUUCAUAAUUAUUUAAUUUAAAUAACAAAAUUAUGCAACACCCAAUGCCCCUGUGUGAAAAAAUAGUUGCCCUCUUACACACAAUAACUGGUUGUGCCACCUUUAGCUGCAAUGACUGCAACCAAACACUUCCUGUAGCUGUUGAUAUUAAUAUUAGAUUUUGGUUGAAGAUCUGAUAACAUUCAGUGUAAAAAAUAUGCAAAAACAGAGAAUCAGAAAGGGGGACAAACUCGCUGUUGGCUGGGCUCCCCACUUGUGCCAUCAAACCACUGCAACUUAUCCAGAACGCAGCAGACCAGCUGGUUUUCAACCUUCCCAAGUUCUCAUGUCACCCCGCUCCUCCGCACACUCCACUGGCUUCCAGUUGAAGCUUGCAUCCACUACAAGACAUUGGUGCUUACCUAUGGAACAGCAAAGAGGAACUGCCCCUCCCUACCUUCAGGCUAUGCUCAAACCCUAGACCCGAGCACUCUGUCCUGCCAACUCAGGUCUCUUGGCCCUCCCACCCCUACCGGAGGGCAGCUCCCGCUCAGCCCAGUCCAAGCUCUUCUCUGUCCUGGCACCCCAAUGGCGGAACCAGCUUCCCCCUGAAGCUAGGACAGCAGAGGCCCUGCCCAUCUUCCGAAAACAUCUGAAACCCUACCUCUUCAAACAGUAUCUUAUAUAAUCCUCCUCCUCACCUUGACCCCUCCCUCCCCCCCAAAAAAUUGUAAGGGCUCCACGGUGCAAGCAUUUCACUCGCAUUCGUGAAUAAAAAUAGAGUUAGAAGUAAAGUAUGAGCACAUUUAUAGAAAAAUAAAUGCUGCUGUAUCUGCUGUUUCAUAGCUGGUAGCUAAUCACACAAAGAACUGCUAGCGAAGACCACAUUGGCUACUAGUCAGAUUCUCUAUCUCACAGGCACACUGGACUCAAGCAGUGUCCUCGUUGCCAUGGUAAACUCCCACCCUUUUUUUUUUUUUUGUCAUUUAGCAGACGCUCUUAUCCAGAGCGACUUACAGUUAGUGAAUACAUAUAUAUAUUUUUUAUACUUGCCCCCCGUGGGAAUUGAACCCACAACCCUGGCGUUGCAAACGCAAUGCUCUAUCAACUGAGCUACAUCCCUGCCGGCCAUUCCCUCCACGACGCUGGGCCAAUUGUGCGCUGCCCCAUGGGUCUCCCGGUCGCGGCCGGCUGCGACAGAGCCUGGAUUCGAACCAGGAUCUCUAGUGGCACAGUUUGCACUGCGAUGCAGUGCCUUAGACCACUGCGCCACUCAGGGACAGCUGAACAUUUUUGUCUCAUCUGUGAUAUUUUGGUUAAAAGACUCCAGUCACAAAUAAUGAAAUAACAUUGAGCAAUAUACCACAUCACUUCUUACUAGUAAUACAUUUAUUGUGUUUAGAAACAUUACAAAGCAUGCUCAUCCGUCUUGUGGUGUAAUUAUGCACCCCAAAAAAUAUAUCUGGUAAGAAAGAUUUUUAAAUCUACCUGCCACAGUGGCUGGUGGACCAACAAGUUAGUUUCAGGCCCUGUUAAGCAAAAGAGAAGGUCAGGACAUAAAGUGAAAAAAUUGACAUUUUCCUUACUUCAAUAAGCAACAUUUAAAAAUCGUUCCUAUCUUCUCCAUCUGUUCCCAGGUUAAACACCAUCCUCAACCGGGUGUCUAUGCAGAAGAAGAAAGUGUUUGUGGAGCUGGCUCUAAACUACUGGACUCUAAAGAGACAGGCGAGGAACGGAGUACCCCUCAUCAGACGACUACAGUCCAGCCAACAGUCCCACCAGAAGACCCAUGCUGCACAGCCGGUCAGUCAGACUCUUGUCCCCCUGUUUCUGACACAAUUCUCGUCCCCUGGCUGGUACACUCCAUUCUCUCUCACACUCCUAUCAUUAUAACAUUCCACUCUCCUUAUUACCGUAGCAAUGUCAACGAGAACUGGCCAAAACUACCCAGAGGCAUAUGAUUGUUUAUAUAAAUGAGAGCUCCACUGUUGGAUUACAAUUCUACUGUUUUCUAACCCUAAUAUUGGUGAUAUUGUUUUUUAACUGUACAUGUCUGCGAUGUUUUCUAAAUCCUGAUGUGUGUGAUUCCCACCACAGAAGGAGAGUGAGGAGGUGAGCCGGGCUCUGAAGGAGCAGCUAAAGGAGUGGCAUCGUCUAAGACAUGACCUGGAGAGAGCCAGGCUAUUGCUGGAGCUCAUACGCAAGAGGGAGAAACUCAAGAGAGAAGAGGUAGGUUAGAUAACUGAAGCUGUCCCUGCAAGCCAACAAUACAUACAUAUACAGUACCAGUCAAAAGUUUGGACACCUACUCAUUCAAGGGUUUUUAUUUAAAUUUAAUGUUUUCUACAUAGUAGAAUAAUAGUGAAGACAUCAGAACUAUGAAGUAACACAUAUGGAAGCAUGUAGUAACCAGAAAAGUGUUAAACAAAUCAAAAUAUAUUUUACAUUUUAGAUUCUUCAAAGUAGCCACCCUUUGCCUUGAUGACAACUUUGCACACUCUUGGCAUUCUCUCAAGCUGCUUCAUGAGGAAUGCUUUUCCAACAGUCUUGAAGGAGUUCCCACAUAUGCUGAGCACUUGUGGCUGCUUUUCCUUCACUCUGCGGUCCAACUCAUCCCAAACCAUCUCAAUUGGGUUGAGGUCGGGUGAAUGUGGAGGCCAGGUCAUCUGAUGCAGCACUCCAUCACUCUCCUUGGUCAAAUAACCCUGGUCAAAUAGCCCUUACACAGCCUAGAGGUGUGAUUUGGGUCAUUGUCCUGUUGAAAAACAAAUUAUAGUCCCACUAAGCACAAACCAGAUGGGAUGGCGUAUCGCUGCAGAAUGCUGUGGUAGCCAUGCUGGUUAAGUGUGCCUUGAAUUCUAAAUUAAUCACUGACAGUGUCACCAGCAAAGCACACCCACACACCUCCUCCUCCAUGCUUCAUGGUGGGAACCACACAUGCGGAGAUCAUCCGUUCACCUACUCUGCAUCUCACAAAGAUAUGGCGGUUGGAACCAAACAUCUCAAAUUUGGACUCAUCAGACCAAAGGAGAGAUUUCCACCGAUCUAAUGUCCAUUGCUCGUGUUUCUUGGCCCAAGCAAGUCUCUUCUUCUUAUUGGUGUCCUUUAGUAGUGGUUUAUUUGCAGCAAUUCGACCAUGAAGGCCUGAUUCACGCAGUCUCCUUUGAACAGUUGAUGUUGAGAUGUUUCUGUUACAUGAACUCGGUGAAGCAUUUAUUUGGGCUGCAAUCUGAGGUGCAGUUAACUCUAAUGAACUUAUCCUCUGCAGCAGAGGUAACUCUGGGUCUUCCAUUCCUGUGGCGGUCCUCAUGAGAGCCAGUUUCAUCAUACAUAGGGUAGUGCGUACGGCCCAGUACAUCACUGGGGCCAAGCUUCCUGCCAUCCAGGACUUCUAUACCAGGCGGUAUCAGAGGAAGGCCCUCAAAAUUGUCAAAGACUCCAGCCACCCUAGUCAUAGACUGUUCUCUCUGCUACCACACGUCAAGCGGUACCGGAGUGCCAAGUCUAGGUCCAAAAGACUUCUCAACAGCUUCUACCCCCAAGCCAUAAGACUCCUGAACAGCUAAUCAUGGCUACCCAAACUAUUAGCACAGCCCCCCCACCCCCACCCCAUCUUUUUACGCUGCUGCUACUCUGUUAAUUAUUUAUGCAUAGUCACUUUAACUCUACCCACAUGUACAUAUUACCUCAACUAGCCGGUGCCCCCGCACAUUGACUCUGCACCGGUACCCCCCCUGUAUAUAUAGCCUCCCUACUGUUAUUUUAUUUUACUUCUGCUCUUUUUUUCUCAACACUUUUUUGUUGUUUUAUUUUACUUUUUUUUAUUAAGAAAUAAAUGCAUUGUUGGUUAAGGGCUGUAAGUAAGCAUUUCACUGUAAUGUCUACACUUGUUGUAUUCGGCGCAUGUGGCCAAUAAAAUUUGAUUUGAUUUGAUCAUAGCGCUUGAUGGUUUUUGCGACUGCACUUGAAGAAACUUUAAAAGUUCUUGAAAUUGUCCAUAUUGACUGACCUUCAUGUCUUAAAGUAAUGAUAGCUGUCGUUUCUCUUUGCUUAUUUGAGCUGUUCUUACAUAAUAUGGACUUGGUCUUUUACCAAAAAAGGCUAUCUUCUGUACACCACCCCAUACCUUGUCACAACACAACUGAUUAAGAAGGAAAGACAUUCCACAAAUGAACUUUUAAGAAGGUACACCUGUUAAUUGAAAUGCAUUCCAGGUGACUACCUCAUGAAGCUGGUUGAGAGAAUGCCAAGAGUGUGCAAAGCUGUCAUCAAGGCAAAGGGUGGCUAUUUGAAGAAUCUCAAAUAUAAAAUAUAUUUUGAUUCGUUUAACACUUUGUUGGUUACUACAUGAUUCCAUAUGUGUUAUUUCAUAGUUUCGAUGUCUUCACUAUUAUUCUACAAUGUAGAAAAUAGUAAAAAUAAAGAAAUCGUUGAAUGAGUAGGUGUGUCCAAACUUUUGACUGGUACUGUAGCUCACAAGCCAACUAUAAGACAAUUAGUAGUAUAGUAUAAAUUGGAGCUGUAGCCCCCUCAUCCUCUCUCUGUCUCAGUCUCUCUCCCUCCAUGGUUCAGCAGCCAUAUACAGUACAUGAUGAUGCUAAUGGUCCCCUGUGUGUCCUCAGAUGAAGCUGCAGCAGAGCCUGUUGGAGGUCCAGCUGACUCCCUUCAGUAUCCUGCUCAGGUCUGUGCUGGAACAGCUACAGGAGAGAGACCAGGCCAAGGUCUUUGCCCAUCCUGUCGACAUCAAAGAGGUAAGGCUUACUCACCAUGGCUAGGAGAACAGCUCUUACUAUAACAUGUGCGUACGGCCUGAGAUGAUGGAGAGUUGAGAUAUCCUUGUUGACGCGACUCGUGUGGUGCACAGCGAGGGAGAGGCGCUGGUCUGGACAGGAGUCUGUUUGAUAAUUAAUAUUCGGCCAGAAAUUGAUCAAGCUUUUAUUGGUUCUCUCAAAUGUUUUUUUCCCCCCUGGAGAGUUUAAACCUCUUGUUGUUUUGGAUUUAAAAAUCCAACAGUUAUAAUGGAAGGGGGCGGCGCUCAGGGGGGUGUGUGUGGCUGUACAUGUGGGUGUUUGAGGAAGAAGGACACAGAGGUGAACCAAGCAGUAUAAAGCACAGUCGCCUUCAUUAUCAACUUCAUUAACCCGAACAUCAAACAGCCUCUCCAGACUCUGAAGUCAGAAGUAUGGUGUCAGCCAGACUAGAGUUGAGAUGCUGCUUAUGCCCUUUCACGUUAUUCUUUUUUAAACUUUCAUGAUUCUGUUUUGUUUUCUUUACUAGAUUUAUAUCUACAUUCUUCAUUCUCCUCCUAGCAUAGCAUUUGGCCCAUCUCAUUUGGGCUGAUUUUAAAAUAAAAAAAUAUCAGACUGUGGAUUUUACAUCUACAUCUCAAUGCCUUGUAGGCGCCGACAAUCAGAUGUUUUUAUAUCUCUGUCUAUCAUUAAACCUGUAGGUGCCUGACUACCUUGACCACAUCAAGAACCCCAUGGACUUCUCCACUAUGAGGAAACGCAUUGACGACCAGGCCUACAGCAACCUGGACGACUUUGAGUCCGACUUCAACCUCAUCAUCUUCAACUGCAUGAAGUACAACAAUAAGGAUACCUUCUUCCACCGGGCGGCCGCCCGUCUCAGAGACCAGGGUGGUGCUUUGAUCAGGAAGACGCGGAGGGAUGUGGAGCGAAUCGGCUUCGAGAAGGACAGCGGGAUGCACCUGCCCGAACCGCCCAAGAUCGAAGCGCCUCCGCCGUUUUCCUGGGAGGAUGGUAAAGAGAGACUGAGAGGGCCGUAGAAGUAUUUGUAGAAAUAUAAUGGAUAAAUGAGUCAAUAUAGAAUACUGGAACGGACAGCAGUGUUUGCACAGAUCCACAUUUACAGUGAGGGAAAAAUGUAUUUGAUCCCCUGCUGAUUUUGUACGUUUGCCCACUGACAAAGACAUGAUCAGUCUAUAAUUUUAAUGGUAGGUUUAUUUGAACAGUGAGAGACAGAAUAACAAACAAGAAAAUCCAGAAAAACGCAUGUCAAAAAUGUUAUAAAUUGAUAUGCAUUUUAAUGAGGGAAAUAAGUAUUUGACCCCUCUGCAAAACAUGACUUAGUACUUGGUGGCAAAACCCUUGUUGGCAAACACAGAGGUCAGACGUUUCUUGUAGUUGGCCACCAGGUUUGCACACAUCUCAGGAGAGAUUUUGUCACACUCCUCUUUGCAGAUCUUCUCCAAGUCAUUAAGGUUUCGAGGCUGACGUUUGGCAGCUCUAACCUUCCGCUCCCUCCACAGAUUUUCUAUGGGAUUAAGGUCUGGAGACUGGCUAGGCCACUCCAGCUCCUUAAUGUGCUUCUUCUUGAGCCACUCCUUUGUUGCCUUGGCUGUGUGUUUUGGGUCAUUGUCAUGCUGGAAUACCCAUCCCCGAACAAAUUUCAAUGCCCUGGCUGAGGGAAGGAGGUUCUCACCCAAGAUUUGACGGUACAUGGCCCCGUCCAUCGUCCCUUUGAUGCGGUGAAGUUGUCCUGUCCCCUUAGCAGAACCCCCCCCCCCCAAAGCAUAAUGUUUCCACCUCCAUGUUUGACGUUGGGGAUGGUGUUCUUGGGGUGAUAGGCAGCAUUCCUCCUCCUCCAAACACGGCGAGUUGAGUUGAUGCCAAAGAGCUCCAUUUUGGUCUCAUCUGACUUCAACACUUUCACCCAGUUCUCCUCUGAAUCAUUCAGAUGUCCAUUGGCGAACUUCAGACAGGCCUGUAUAUGUGCUUUCUUGAGCAGGGGGACAUUGCGGGGCGCUGCAGGAUUUCAGUCCUUCACGGCGUAGUGUGUUACCAAUUGUUUUCUUGGUGACUAUGGUCCCAGCUGCCUUGAGAUCAUUGACAAGAUCCUCCCGUGUAGUUCUGGGCUGAUUCCUCACCGUUCUCAUGAUCAUUGCAACUCCACGAGGUGAGAUCUUGCAUGGAGCCCCAGGCCGAGGGAGAUUGACAGUUCUUUUUAUGUUUCUUCCAUUUGCGAAUAAUCGCACCAACUGUUGUCACCUUCUCACCAAGCUGCUUGGCGAUGGUCUUGUAGCCCAUUCCAGCCUUGUGUAGGUCUACAAUCUUGUCCCUGACAUCCUUGGAGAGCUCUUUGGUCUUGGCCAUGGUGGAGAGUUUGGAAUCUGAUUGAUUGAUUGCUUCUGUGGACAGGUGUCUUUUAUACAGGUAUCAAACUGUGAUUAGGAGCACUCCCUUUAAGAGUGUGCUCCUAAUCUCAGCUCGUUACCUGUAUAAAAGACACCUGGGAGCCAGAAAUCUUUCUGAUUGAGAGGGGGUCAAAUACUUAUUUCCCUCAUUAUAAUGCAAAUCAAUUUAUAUCAUUUUUGACAUGCGUUUUUCUGGAUUUUUUUGUUGUUAUUCUGUCUCUCACUGUUCAAAUAAACCUACCAUUAAAAUUAUAGAUGGAUCAUUUCUUUGUCAGUGGGCAAACGUACAAAAUCAGCAGGGGAUCAAAUACUUUUUUUCCCUCACUGUAUAAAGCAUAUUCCUGGUCUAAGAAGCACUAUCAAUUGACUCGCUCCUUUGAGCAUUUUUGUCUAGGAGUUUGAUUAAUCUGGAUCUUCAAUAUAAUUCUACUUACCUAGGCUACUCAUUGUUUAGUUAACAUCAAGCAAAUGUCUCCCAAUGACUGUGUUAUCUUGUUGUCAUUUCCCAGUGGACCGGUUAUUGGUCCCAGCCAACCGGCAGCACAUGCCUCUGGAGGAGCAGCUGAAAGAGCUGCUGGAGAAACUGGACCUGACGUUCUCCAUGAAGUCCAGCCCGUCACGCUCCAAACGCCUCAAACUGCUCAAGAAGAGCAUCAACGACGUGCGCAUCGAGAUGAGCCUCAGCCUGAGGAGGGCCUCCCACCACUCCCAUUCUCACUCCUCUUCCUCCCUCUGGUCCUCCCAUCCAGAAAGGAGUAAAGCUGGGGAGGCAGAGGGGGUGAAGACCAAUGGACAGAGCCCUGAUAACGAGGGUAGGUUUUUUCAAGUUGUUACUUUAUCUGCAUUGGAGAACCCAAUAUAUAAUAAUAAUAAUAAUAAUAUUAAUAAUUAAUAAUAAUUUAAUAUUUAUAGCGCUUUUCAUUACAUAGUUAUGUCAAAGCUCUAUGGAGGAAAAAAAUAACAUUAUAUACAAUACAAAUGUACAACAUAUAUUUAGAAUCAAGGCAGGUAAAAUAGCAAUAGUGGGCUAGGUGCUAAAUACAUUUUAGAUUGGCACUAAGACUGUUAAAAAGAAAGUCUGUAGAAGUGGGUCAGGGAGAGCAUUCCAUAGAGGCAAGGGAGCAGAAGGCUCGGUCCCCCAUAGUUCGGAGAUGUGUCUUGGGGACUUGAAGUAGUAGGGAGUGGCUUGAGCGGAGAGUCCGAGGUGGCUCGUUGAUUGAGAUGAGGUCGCUGAUGUAGGUGGUGCUCAAUCCAUUCAAGGCUUUAAAUACAAGCAUGACGAUUUUGAAGUCGAUCCUGUAGUUGAUCGGUAGCCAGUGGAGUUGGGCCAGGAUCGGGGUGAUUUGGUAUGACUUCUUGGUCCUGGUCAGGACCCUGGCAGCACUGUUCUGGAUUUCUUGGAGCCUCUGUAGUGAUAUCUAUGGCUUCUGGCAGGGUGGCUCUCUCUUCAGCAUGGCCAAGUCAGACAGUAGCUAGGUUUCCAUCUAAUUUGUGACUGAUUUUCAUGCAAAUAUUCUAAAAUCUGCAUAAAGAAAAUAUUCAAAUUUUCCACCAGUGUGUUUCCAUCAAACUGACGUUGUGGGGUGUGGGUGUGGGUGGGGGUGGGGGGGGGGGGAUGUGUGCGACGAUGUAGUGCACAUAAAAGGCACUUUUCAUGUACCGAAUAAAAAUCUAAAGUUCAAUGUGUUUCUAUCGCAUUUUAAAAUCGACUGAUGGUUUUGUCACAAACACUGUUGCGAUAUUAAGCAAACUUGUUUUGGCACAUGCUCUCUAAACAACAGUUAACUGAUAGUGUACAGGUUAGGUUAUAUAAUGAGAUAUGAAUAAGAGCAAUAUCAUUUUUGUUUGAUAAUUGGCAGCCAAGCAUCGAUCAUCAUGUCACCAGCAUUCAAAUAAAACCCUCGAUAUUUGUUGGAAAUUUGCAUCAGGCUCAUCAGCAUCCAGCAUCUGCCUAUGCUUUUCCACGUCGUAGUGGUAGUACAACAUAGCAUAUCAUCGGUUUAUAGUAUCAUCGGUUUAUUAUAUAAAUAUUUGCCAUAAAGGAGAGGGGUAGACCCUGUCAAAGAGGUGGUGCUUUAGGAGGGACUGAAAGAUGGUGAUGGACUCAGUCACGGAUGGCUGGAGGGAGUUCCAGAGCCUAGGAGCAACCCUGAAGCAGGCCUUUUCGCUGAAGCUCUCUAGUUUUGACCUGGGAUGGCAAGGUGGCCUGUUGUGGUGGAACAGAUUGCGCGUGUGGUUUGGUAGGGGAGAAGAAGGUCUGAGAGGUAAGAGGGGGCAGGGUGGUGAAGGGCUUUGUAGGUCAGAGGAAGGAUCUUGUAAUUAAUUUGUUGGGAGACAGGGAGCCAGUGGAGUUCACAGAGGACAUGGGUGAUGUGCUGCCAGGGCUUAGUGUGGGUGAGAAGUCGGGCUGCUGAGUUUUGAACCAUUUGGAGUUUAUGGAAGGCGCUUGAGUUGAUGCCGGAGAGUAGUGAGUUGCAGUAGUCAAGACUGGAGGGGAUGAAUGCAUGUAUGAGGGUUUCAGCAUCAGGACGGGAGAGGGAGGACCUGACUUUGGCCAAGCACUCGGAUAUCCCCAGUGACCUGGUGUCAGGAUGUCAUGUGCUUCUCAGUCCUUUGUUUUAUUGGCGGAAACUAGAUUUAAACUCAAGCUAGAUCAGGAUUUAACUGUAACCUCUAACCCCAAGUAAGUCAUGCUAUCAUACCAUAUAGUAUGCUUAGCCAUGCUAACCUGCUACUACGUAGUCUGGUGUUCAUGCUAGGUCAUAUACAUUUACAUUUACAUUUUAGUCAUUUAGCAGACGCUCUUAACCAGAGCGACUUACAGGAGCAAUUAGGGUUAAGUGCCUUGCUCAAGGGCAUAUUAACGUCAUUUAGCAGACGCUCUUAGCCAGAGCGACUCACAAAUUGGUGCGUUCACCCUAUAGCCAGUGGGAUAACCACUUUACAAUUUGGGGGGGGGGGGGGGUUAGAAGGAAUACUUUAGCCUAUCCCAGGUAUUCCUUAAAGAGGUGGGGUUUCAAAUGUCUCCGGAAGGUGGUGAGUGACUCCGCUGUCCUGGCGUCGUGAGGGAGCUUGUUCCACCAUUGGGGUGCCAGAGCAGCGAACAGUUUUGACUGGGCUGAGGGGGAGCUGUGCUUCCGCAGAGGAAGGGGAGCCAGCAGGCCAGAGGUGGAUGAACGCAUUGUCCUCGUUUGGGUGUAGGGACUGAUCAGAGCCUGAAGGUACAGGGGUGCCGUUCCCCUCACUGCUCCAAAGGCAAGCACCAUGGUCUUGUAGCGGAUGCGAGCUUCAAUUGGAAGCCAGUGGAGUGUGCGGAGGAGGGGGGGUGACGUGAGAGAACUUGGGAAGGUUGAACACCAGACGGGCUGCGGCAUUCUGGAUGAGUUGUAGGGGUUUAAUGGCACAGGCAGGGAGCCCAGCCAACAGCGAGUUGCAGUAGUCCAGACGGGAGAUGACAAGUGCCUGGACCAGGACCUGCGCCGCUUCCUGUGUAAGGCAGGGUCGCACUCUCCGAAUGUUGUAGAGCAUGAACCUGCAGGAGCGGGUCACCGCCUUGAUGUUGGCGGAGAACGACAGGGUGUUGUCCAGGGUCACGCCUAGGCUCUUCGCACUCUGGGAGGAGGACACAGCGGAGUUGUCUACCGUGAUGGCGAGAUCAUGGAACGGGCAGUCCUUCCCGGGGAGGAAGAGCAGCUCCGUCUUGCCAGGGUUCAGCUUGAGGUGGUGAUCCGUCAUCCAUACUGAUAUGUCUGCCAGACAUGCAGAGAUGCGAUUCGCCACCUGGUGAUCAGAAGGGGGAAAGGAGAAGAUUAGUUGUGUAUCGUCAGCGUAGCAAUGAUAGGAAAGGCCAUGUGAGGAUAUGACAGAGCCAAGUGACUUGGUGUAUAGGGAGAAAAGGAGAGGGCCCAAAACCGAUCCCUGGGGGACACCAGUGGUGAGAGCACGUGGUGCGGAGACAGCUUCCCGCCACGCCACUUGGUAGGAGCGACCGGUCAGGUAGGACGCAAUCCAGGAGUGAGCCGCGCCGGAGAUGCCCAUUUCGGAGAGGGUGGAGAGGAGGAUCUGAUGGUUCACAGUAUCAAAGGCAGCAGACAGAUCUAGAAGGACAAGAGCAGAGGAGAGAGAGUUAGCUUUAGCAGUGCGGAGAGUCUCUGUGACACAGAGAAGAGCAGUCUCAGUUGAAUGACCAGUCCUGAAACCUGAUUGGUUUGGAUCAAGAAGGUCAUUCUGAGAGAGAUAGCAAGAGAGUUGGCUAAAGACGGCACGCUCAAUAGUUUUGGAAAGAAAAGAAAGAAGGGAUACUGGUCUGUAGUUGUUGACAUCAGUGGGGUCGAGUGUUGGUUUUUUGAGAAGGGGAGUAACUCUCGCUCUCUUGAAGACGGAAGGGACAUGGCCAGCGGUCAAGGAUGAGUUGAUCAGCGAGGUGAGGUAGGGGAGAAGGUCACCGGAGAUGGUCUGGAGAAGGGAGGAGGGGAUGGGGUCAAGCGGGCAGGUUGUUGGGCGGCCUGCAGUCACAAGUCGCAGGAUCUUAUCUGGAGAGAGAGGGGAGAAAGAAGUCAAAGCAUAGGGUAGGGCAGUGUGAGCAGGACCAGCAGUGUCAUUAGGCUUAACAAACAAGGAUCGGAUGUCGUCAACCUUCUUUUCAAAGUGGUUGACGAAGUCAUCCACAGAGAGAGAGGAGGGGGGGAGGGGGGGGGGGAGGAUUCAGGAGGGAGGAAAAUGUGGCAAAGAGCUUCCUAGGGUUAGAGGCAGAUGCUUGGAAUUUAGAGUGGUAGAAGGUGGCCUUAGCAGCAGAAACAGAUGAAGAAAAUGUAGAGAGGAGGGAGUGAAAAGAUGCCAGGUCGGCAGGGAAUUUAGUUUUCUUCCAUUUCCGCUCCGCUGCCCGGAGCUCUGUUCUGUGAGCUCGCAAUGAGUCAUCAAGCCACGGAGCUGGAGGGGAGGACCGAGCCGGCCGGGAGGAUAGGGGACACAGAGAGUCAAAGGAUGCAGAAAGGGAGGAGAGGAGGGUUGAGGAGGCAGAAUCAGGAGAUUGGAGGGAGAAGGAUUGAGCAGAGGGAAGAGAUGAUAGGAUGGAAGAGGAGAGAGUAGUGGGAGAGAGAGAGCGAAGGUUGCGGCGGCGCAUUACCAUCUGUGUAGGGGCAGAGUGAGUAGUGUGGGAGGAGAGUGAGAGAGAAAAGGAAACAAAGUAGUGGUCGGAGACUUGGAGGGGAGUUGCAGUGAGAUUAGUAGAGGAGCAGCAUCUAGUGAAGAUGAGGUCAAGCGUAUUGCCUGCCUUGUGAGUAGGGGGGGACGGUGAGAGGGUGAGGUCAAAAGAGGAGAGGAGUGGAAAGAAGGAGGCAGAGAGAAAUGAGUCAAAUGUGGACAUAGGGAGGUUGAAAUCCCCCAAAACUGUGAGGGGUGAGCCAUCCUCAGGGAAGGAACUUAUCAAGGCGUCAAGCUCAUUGAUGAACUCUCCAAGGGAACCUGGAGGGCGAUAGAUGACAAGGAUAUUAAGCUUAAAUGGGCUAGUGACUGUGACAGCAUGGAAUUCAAAUGAGGAGAUAGACAGAUGGGUUAGGGGAAAAAUUGAGAAUGUCCACUUGGGAGAGAUGAGGAUUCCUGUACCACCACCCCUCUGACCAGAUGCUCUCGGGGUAUGCGAGAACACAUGGUCAGACGAGGAGAGAGCAGUAGGAGUAGCGGUGUUUUCAGUGGUGAUCCAUGUUUCCGUCAGCGCCAGGAAGUCGAGGGACUGGAGGUUGGCAUAGGCUGGGAUGAAGUCAGCUUUGUUGGCAGCAGAACGGCAGUUCCAGAGGCUGCCUGCGACCUGGAACUCCACGUGGGUGGUGCGUGCAGGGACCACCAAAUUGGAGAGGCAGCAGCCACGCGGUGUGGUGCGUUUGUGUAGCCUCCAGCCAGAGAAAAACACGUCCUCUCCCGUUCAGCUGCAUCAUUCAUGAUAUCCCUUGCCUCAGGACAUCCCUUUGCCUGGUUAAUGAGUGUGCCUGCUGAAGUGGGAUACUAUUGUAGUGGUCGGAGACUUGGAGGGGAGUUGCAGUGAGAUUAGUAGAGGAGCAGCAUCUAGUGAAGAUGAGGUCAAGCGUAUUGCCUGCCUUGUGAGUAGGGGGGGACGGUGAGAGGGUGAGGUCAAAAGAGGAGAGGAGUGGAAAGAAGGAGGCAGAGAGAAAUGAGUCAAAUGUGGACAUAGGGAGGUUGAAAUCCCCCAAAACUGUGAGGGGUGAGCCAUCCUCAGGGAAGGAACUUAUCAAGGCGUCAAGCUCAUUGAUGAACUCUCCAAGGGAACCUGGAGGGCGAUAGAUGACAAGGAUAUUACGCUUAAAUGGGCUAGUGACUGUGACAGCAUGGAAUUCAAAUGAGGAGAUAGACAGAUGGGUUAGGGGAAAAAUUGAGAAUGUCCACUUGGGAGAGAUGAGGAUUCCUGUACCACCACCCCUCUGACCAGAUGCUCUCGGGGUAUGCGAGAACACAUGGUCAGACGAGGAGAGAGCAGUAGGAGUAGCGGUGUUUUCAGUGGUGAUCCAUGUUUCCGUCAGCGCCAGGAAGUCGAGGGACUGGAGGUUGGCAUAGGCUGGGAUGAAGUCAGCUUUGUUGGCAGCAGAACGGCAGUUCCAGAGGCUGCCUGCGACCUGGAACUCCACGUGGGUGGUGCGUGCAGGGACCACCAAAUUGGAGAGGCAGCAGCCACGCGGUGUGGUGCGUUUGUGUAGCCUCCAGCCAGAGAAAAACACGUCCUCUCCCGUUCAGCUGCAUCAUAUGAUAUCCCUUGCCUCAGGACAUCCCUUUGCCUGGUUAAUGAGUGUGCCUGCUGAAGUGGGAUACUAUUGUAGUUAUACAUUAUAUCUGCGUGGCUUUCUCUUUAACAUGGUCAUGGUACAGUGGAGUUGAUAUGCUAAGAGCCUGAAUUGAUUCACAGUAAACCUACACUGACCUACACUUCUAGAAUGCAGAAUACUUUGCGUGCUGUAAUUUAAUAUAUUUUGCUGUCUCAUUGGUUAUUUAGCUAUGCAUUCUAGAAGGCAAGAUAAUUUGUAUUGAAGUCUUGUAAUUCUGAAAGGAAUAAGUCUUCACCCUGAGGAUGAUGUGCUUUAGGAAUGGUUCUGGUGUUUUUAUGCAAGAUAUACAGUACUUAUUUUCAUAUUACAUUGUGAUCUAUAUAAUGUUAUGCUUUCUAUGCGUUUUCUCACUGUAUUCUCUCCUAUUCUUCAACAGGGGACAAAUCAUUACCUCCCAAAUUGGAACCCUCUGACUCCCUACCUCCUCUCCUGCAUUUCGAGAGCAACUCAGAACCCCCUACCCUCAAACCCAUCCACCCCAACCCCACCCUGGACAGCAAGACCCACGGACAGGUCAAAUUUGACCAGGAGAAACCCAACAAUGCUUCCUCCACCACCCCCAAGACCCUUCUCAAUGGCCACACUGACUCCCAGAACCCCCUGCUUCUCUCGGAGGGGAAUGUGAGUGUGGUGGCCACCUCCACCAUAGCCCAACCCUCGGGGAUGACUGUCAACCGCCGCACUGCUGUGCUCUUCAGGAAGUCCAAGACCUCUAGCCCUGGGAAGAACCAGGGGGGCAGAGGAGGAGGCGAGGCCCAGACAGGGUGCCCUCAGCUGGGCACCAAGGCCUUCCUGUCGGUGAUGAUCCCCAGGCUGGAGACCCUCCUCCACCCCAGGACCAGGAAGAGGAGCCACAGUCCAAGCGGGGGGGACAGCGAAGGGGGCGGAGACGGGGAGGACGAGUCCCCUGUCAAACGCAUUGACACAGGUAAAUAGGGUUCUUCUCACUUGUCAGAAAAUAAAGUACUUAUCUUAAUGGGACUGUUAAAUAGAGCAUGAAUAAGUAGAAAAUGAUUUUCACAGACUUGUGAAUUAAGAGAUCAGGUUCCCCUGUCCAUGUAAUCUUAUUAAUUAUAAUCUGAAAGGCUAAACUGAUUCUAGAUCAGCACCCCUACUCUGAGACGCUUUAAGAAAAAAGGUCAAAAUGUUAAACAGUCUUGGUCAAAAGUUGAGAAUUACACCAGUAUUCGUCUUCACAAAGUUCGCUGCUUCAGUGUUAUGAGAUAUUUUUGUCAGAUGUUACUAUGGUAUACUGAAGUAUAAUUACAAGCAUUCCAUAAGUGUCAAAGGCUUUUAUUGACAAUUACAUUAAGUUUAUGCAAAGAGUCAAUAUUUGCAGUGUUGACCCUUCUUUUUCAAGACCUCUGCAAUCCGCCCUGGCAUGCUAUCAAUUAACUUCUGGGCCACAUCCUGACUGAUGGCAGCCCAUUCUUGCAUAAUCAAUGCUUGGAGUUUGUCAGAAUUUGUGGGUUUUUGUUUGUCCACCCGCCUCUUGAGGAUUGACCACAAGUUCUCAAUGGGAUUAAGGUCUGUGGAGUUUCCUGGCCAUGGACCCGAAAUUUCGAUGUUUUGUUCCCUGAGCCACUUAGUUAUCACUUUUGCCUUAUGGUAAGGUGCUCCAUCAUGCUGGAAAAUGCAUUGGUCGUCAACAAACUGUUAUUGGAUGGUUGGGAGAAGUUGCUCUCGAAGGAUGUGUUGGUACCAUUCUUUAUUCAUGGCUGUGUUCUUAGGCAAAAUUGUGAUUGAGCCCACUCCCUUGGCUGAGAAGCAACCCCACACAUGAAUGGUCUCAGGAUGCUUUACUGUUGGCAUGACACAGGACUGAUGGUAGCGCUCACCUUGUCUUCUCCGGACAAGGUGUUUUCCGGAUGCCCCAAACAAUCGGAAAGGGGAUUCAUCAGAGAAAAUGACUUUACCCCAGUCCUCAACAGUCCAAUCCCUGUACCUUUUGCAGAAUAUCAGUCUGUCCCUGAUGUUUUUCCUGGAGAGAAGUGGCUUCUUUGCUGCCCUUCUUGACACCAGGCCAUCCUCCAAAAGUCUUUGCCUCAUUGUGCGUGCAGAUGUACUCACACCUGCCUGCUGACAUUCCUGAGCAAGCUCUGCACUGGUGGUGCCCCAAUCCCGCAGCUGAAUCAACUUUAGGAGACGGUCCUGGCGCUUGUUGGACUUUCUUGGGCGCCUUGACGCCUUCUUCACAACAAUUGAACCUCUCUCCUUGAAGUUCUUGAUGAUCCGAUAAAUGGUUGAUUUAGGUGCAAUCUUACUAGCAGCAAUAUCCUUGCCUGUGAAGCCCUUUUUGUGCAAAGCAAUGAUGAUGGCAUGUGUUUCCUUGCAGGUAACCAUGGUUAACAGAGGAAGAACAAUGAUGUCAAGCACCACCCUCCUUUUAAAGCUUCCAGUCUGUUAUUCUAACUCAACACUCUCACCUGUGUUAACGAGAUAAUCACUGACAUGAUGGCAGCUGGUCCUUUUGUGGCAGGGCUGAAAUGCAGUGGACAUGUUUUUUUGGGGAUUAAGGUCAUUUUCAUGGCAAAGAGGGACUUUGCAAUUCAUCUGAUCACUUCAUGACAUUCUGGAGUAUAUGCAAAUUGCCAUCAUCAAAACUGAGGCAGCAGACUUUGUGAAAAUUAGUAUUUGUGUCAUUCUCAAAACCUUUGACCACGACUGUAGGUUUAUGCUAUAGUUGGUUUAUGUAUAGUACACUUACUGUACUGCUCUGUGUUUCUCGCCUCAGGCCUGUCUAAUGGUUUUGUGAUGGAGGCGGUAAUUGAUGAAGAGAAGGAGCUAGGUACCAGCAAGCCUCUAGAAACCAGGAGACGGUGUGCCUCAGAGUCCAGCAUGUCAUCUAGUGGUAGUCUGCUGGGCAGCACCAGGUAGGUACAUGCAUAUACCUCACAGCAGACCUGGGUUCAAAUAGAAUUAGUUGUCUUUCAAUUACUUAAACUGAGCUUAAUUGAGCCCGCCUGGCACAAUGGAACCACUAGAGUAGUCCCAACUGUAGAAACGCAGGCAGGCUCAAAUCAAACGCUCAAAGCAACAUAGGCUAGGCGUCUCUAGCUGCUGCACUUUUCACUGCUGAACAUGGUUGGUGGUACUUGGUAGUUCAACUAUGUAGUCUGGUAAUUUCUCUGUAGUGUGUCAUGUAGAAGGCAGUCUGACUCACAUACAGUGUGGAUGUCUUUUCCUGAUUUCAGCAGCACCCUCAGUCUUCCAACAUGUGGUAAGGGCAAACCGGCCCUGGUCCGAAGAAACACUGUGGAUGAUAAGAAUGAGCUCAUUGCCUCUAUAGAAACCGGGAACUUUGCCAGAGCUGCUAGGAUUGCUGCAGGUAAAUUGGCUGUGUUGAUGUUAAUCAUACAGGAAAGUGGAGAUUGCAGACGGAAAUGUGUUUGUAUGUAUUGUAUCAGAUGAGGUCUGGCUGAGAGUCAGAGGAGUAGAUGUACUGCUAUAGGGCCAGGAGUUUUGGGGCAGCUUUUGAGGCACUGUUCCUUUACCGGUAUUUCCAGCAUGAUCCACUAGGUUUGCUGCAGGUAGAAAAUCCUAGGAAAUGUUAUUUAAUUGACACAAACUGUCUCCAAUCAAUCAAUGUCUUGUUGUGUGUUUGGUGGGGGAUCGCCUAAGCCACGGGAAGCCAUUGACAGUCGCUGGAUCCAGGUUUGAGUCCCAGUCGGGGCUACCCCCCGAAUGUUCUACACUAUACUUCCAUGGUUGGUUAUUUUGACUCUCCCCUUUUGGUCCUCUGUAGCUCAAUUGGUAGAGCAUGGCGCUUGUAACGCCAGGGUAGUGGGUUCGAUCCCCGGGACCACCCAUAUGUAAAAAUGUAUGCACACAUGAUUGUAAGUCGCUUUGGAUAAAAGCGUCUGCUAAAUGGCAUAUUAUUAUUAUUACUGACCCUAAUUGACCCAUUUUUAGCUACAACUUCCAAGUCCGUUGGAGAGGAUCAGCUUGAGCAAAGUGAGGUGUAGAAUCACUGAUCUACAAAUAGUAUUCUCUGCAAAUAAUAGGUUUUGUGCGAUUUUAAUAUUUGCAGAGCUAUUCCUCCCCUGGCUUAGGCAAUCCCCCCUGCCAAACACACAACCAGACAUUGAUUGAUUGAUUGGAGACAGCUUGUGUCAAUUACAGAACAUUUCCAAGGAUUUCCUAACUGCAGCAACACUAGUGGACAAUGCUGGAAGUACCGGUAAAAUCACAGUACCUCAAAAUGUGCCCCAAAACUCCUGGCCCUAGCUUUAGGAUAUAACCAGAGCCCAGAGUUUUCCUGAGUAGUAUACUACGAUGCAAGCUAGAUAAACAUAAAUUAAAGCAAUUCUAUUCAUGAUUUACAGUCCAAAUUUUAUUAUUUUUGUAAUGUCAUGUCUUUCAGUGAGUUGUGACGUCUUUAACCUGUGUGUGUUGAUGCUGUCACUAUUAGCAUGGCUCUGGAAGUGUUUUGCUCUAUUUACAGUGAACCCCUCCUUAUUUGAUUGUUGUUAUUCCUGCUUCCAUAGAAGUUGGCAACAGCAAUAUUUGGAUGCCUGCUAGUGCUGCAACAGUUGUUCUGGAACCACUAAAGCUAGUUUGGGCAAAAUGUAGCGGAUACCCUUCCUAUCCUGCCUUGGUGAGUGACAGUGAGCAUGUGUAUGACACCUGACUAUCUCCUUCUCACUUCUCAGUGCUUGCUACCAGGGCCAACAACUAACUUUUUUGUCUACCAGCCACUCAGAUUUUUUUUAGGAGCCAACAUUCUUUUGUUGUUGCUUUAAUUACACCAAAAAACACAAAUCAAAAUGGAUGAGUAUGCUUAGCAAUGUUUCUAAAUCAAUGAAUGUAUUACUAAUAAGAAGUAAUGUGAGAUAUUGCUCAAUUUAAUAUUUUGUGACCCGAGUCUUUUAACCAAAAUAUCACAGAUGAGACAAAUGUUCAGCUUCCCCUUUUAAGCCUACCGUGGUAACGGGGCCGCUCAAGUCGUCACAUGUGCCCUAAGGCAUCAGCAUGCUCGGCUAGGCGAACCGAACGAGUGUGCUCGCAUACUCCCCUAAAAGACCUUCGCUUGAAAAACUAGAAAAAAGCAGCAAUCGUACUGUUUGUCCAUUUUGAGACGCCGUAGCCAGUAUACGCUUCCUCAAAAUAGUCAGAAUUAAUCUAAGAUUAGUCAAUAAAUCUGUCAUUAAUUUUGAAGUUUUGCAGAGAUCUUAGUUGCGCAAUUUUGCAUCUGACUAGGAUGUUUUGUGCAGUAUUUUUCAAGUGGAAACAUUUUGUCGCUUGUUGAAUGACUACAGGCACUUUAUUGAAGAACACCUACUGUUGACCAAUCGCAGACGAGGGGGCGUAGACUUCGGCUACCGACUUCGGCUACCGACUUCGGCUUGUCUUGUGAAAAUGUUUUGUGUGCUCGAACAUCUGAAAAAACCCUUGCCGAAGUCCAAAACAAACAAAAGUCACAAAAUGUCAUCAUAAUAUAUGCACAAACUAUUUCGGAUGGGAAGCAUGCGGAUGCCUUUAGUGGUGCACGACUCCAGAAUUUUAGGAGUCGACUCUGACUUCUGUGGUUGGAGUUGAAAGAGUCGACUCUUGCUCGACUCCCAAACAGACGCACACACACGUACACACCACCUCAUUAUUGCAGCGUCCUACUAGGAAGACUACGUUUGCGUUCUAGAGGACUGACAUGAACAUUGCUGCCCAUUUGUUCAUUAACUUAGCCUAUAAAAGUCAUAUUUUGUUUGAAUAUAGAAGGUGAUGUGUAGGAACUAGAAUAUUUCAGUGAUAUUUCUGCUGUGCGCAGCCUUGACGGAUCCCAUGUGAUGAUGCUGCGCAUCCUACGCUGAUAAGGACAUUCUUUGCCAUGUUAUAGCCCUAUUCGGACGGGUAUUACUAGAGACCUUGGUUAUGUAAUUAUUAUCCAAGCAUGUGCGUUAUUCCAGAGGAUGAUUCACACAGGAUUACUUUUCCCAACUGCCCCCUGUAAAUCUUUAUUUUUCCAAAUGUAAUUGACUCAUGACGGAAACCUGGAGGUUUUUGUUCUAGGUGUGAAGAUAUUUCAAUGUCAUGUCUAGACCAUAAUAGGCUACACUGAUAACUCAUGCUUGGCUGCCAAAUGUAUACAGUGACUUCAGAAAAUAUUCACAACCCUUGACUUUUUCCACAUUUGUUGUGUUAUUUUUUAUUUUUUUGAUGUUGCGCCGGAGGGGAUUGCUGCCGUUUUAUGGGCUCCUAACCAACCGUGCUUUUCUUUUUUCACAUUGUUUGUAACUUAUUUUGUACAUAAUGUUGCUGCUACCGUCUCUUAUGACCGAAAAGAGCUUCUGGACAUCAGAACAGUGAUUACUCACCUUGAACUGGACGAAUAAUUUUUCUUUAAUGAGUCGGACGAGAGGGAUUUGCUCCAGACACCCGGCACGGCCCUCAUCCCCUUCAUUCGCAGUAGAAAGAGACAGAGAUAUCGCGGAAGGAGAUCGGAGUGCCUGGUAAGGAGCCGGCGACGAGUGGCUAAUCUGCCUUUGCCAUCGGUACUAUUGGCCAACGUACAAUCUCUUGAUAAUAAAGUGGACGAACUACAAGCAUGUAUAUCCUACUAAUGGGACAUUAAAAACUGUAAUAUCUUAUGUUUCACCGAGUCGUGGCAGAACGACGACAUGAAUAACAUACAGCUGGCGGGUUAUACACUGUAUCGGCAGGAUAGAACAGCAGCUUCUGGUAAGACAAGGGGUGGCGGUCUAUGUAUAUUUGUAAACAACAGCACGAUUUCUAAGGAAGUCUCAAGGUUUUGCUCGCCUGAGGUAGAGUAUCUCAUGAUAAGCUCUAGACCACACUAUCUCCCACGAGUUUUCAUCUAUAUUCUUCGUAGCUGUCUAUUUACCACCACAAACCGAUGCUGGCACUAAGACCGCACUCAAUGAACUGUAUACGGCCAGAAGCAAACAGGAAAACGCUCAUCCAGAGGUGGUGCUCCUAGUGGCCGGUGACUUUAAUGCAGGGAAACUUAAAUCCGUUUUACCUCAUUUCUACCAGCAUGUUAAAUGUGCAACCAGAGGGAAAAAAACUCUAGACCACCUUUACUCCACACAGAGAUGUGUACAAAGCUCUCCCUCGCCCUCCAUUUGGCAAAUCUGACCAUAAUUAUAUCCUCCUGCUUACAAGCAAAAACUAAAGCAGGAAGCACCAGUGACUCGGUUAAUAAAAAAGUGGUCAGAUGAAGCAGAUGCUAAGCUACAGGACUGUUUUGCUAGCACAGACUGGAAUAUGUUCCGGGAUUCUUCCGAUGGCAUUGAGGAGUACACCACAUCAGUCACUGGCUUCAUCAAUAAGUGCAUCGAUGACGUUGUCCCCACAGUGACUGUACGUACAUACCCCAACCAGAAGCCAUGGAUUACAGGCAACAUCCGCACUGAGCUAAAGGGUAGAGCUGCCGCUUUCAAUGAGCGGGACUCUAACCCGGAAGCUUAUAAUAAAUCCCGCUAUGCCCUCCAAUGAACCAUCAAACAGGCAAAGCGUCAAUACAGGACUAAGAUGGAAUCAUACUACACCGGCUUCGACGCUCGUCGGAUGUGGCAGGGCUUGCAAACUAUUACAGACUACAAAAGGAAGCACAGCUGCGAGCUGCCCAGACAAGAGCCUACCAGAUGAGCUAAAUUACUUCUAUGCUCGCUUCGAGGCAAGUAACACUGAAACAUGCAUGAGAGCAUCAUCUGUUCCGUACGACUGUGUGAUCACGCUCUCCGUAGCCGAUGUGAGUAAGACCUUUUAAACAGGUCAACAUUCACAAGGCCUCAGGGCCAGACGGAUUACCAGGACGUGUACUCCGAGCAUGCGCUGACCAACUGGCAAGUGUCUUGACUGACAUUUUCAACCUCUCCCUGUCUGAGUCUGUAAUACCAACAUGUUUCAAGCAGACCACCAUAGUCCUUGUGCCCAAGAACACUAAGGUAACCUGCCUAAAUGACUACCUACCCGUAGCACUCACGCCUGUAGCCAUGAAGUGCUUUGAAAGGCUGGUCAUGGCUCACAUCAACACCAUUAUCCCAGAAACCCUAGACCCACUCCAAUUUGCAUACCGCCCCAGCAUAUCCACAGAUGAUGCAAUCUCUAUUGCGCUCCACACUGCCCUUUCACACCUGGACAAAAGGAGCACCUAUGUGAGAAUGCUAUUAAUUUACUACAGCUCAGUGUUAAACACCAUAGUGCCCUCAAAGCUCAUCACUAAGCUAAGGAUCCUGGGACUAAACACCUCCCUCUGCAACUGGAUCCUGGACUUCUUGACGGGCCUCCCCCAGGUGGUAAGGGUAGGUAACAACACAUCCACCACGCUGAUCCUCAACACGGGGGCCCCUCAGGGGUGCGUGCUCAGUCCCCUCCUGUACUCCCUGUUCACUCAUGACUGCAUGGCUAGGCACGACUCCAACAACAGUAUUACGUUUGCUGAUGACACAACAGUGGUAGGCCUGAACAACGACGAGACAUCCUAUAGGGAGGAGGUCAGAGACCUGGCCAUGUGGUGCCAGGACAACAACCUCUCCCUCAGCGUGAUCAAGACAAAGGAGAUGAUUGUGGACUACAGGAAAAAGAAGAGGACCAAGCACGCCCCCAUUCUCAUCGACAGGGCUGUAGUGGAGCAGGUUGAGAGCUUCAAGUUCCUUGGUGUCCACAUCACCCACAAACUAACAUGGUCCAAGCACACCAAGACAGUCGUGAAGAGGGCACAACAAAACCUAUUCCCCCUAAGGAGACUGAAAAGAUUUGGCAUGGGUCCUCAGAUCCUCAAAAGGUUUACAGCUGCACCAUCGAGAGCAUCCUGACUGGUUGCAUCACUGCCUGGUAUGGCAACUGCUCAGCCUCCGACCGCAAGGCACUACAGAGGGUAGUGCGUAUGGCCCAGUACAUCACUGGGGCCAAGCUUCCUGCCUUCCAGGACCUCUAUACCAGGCGGUGUCAGAGGAAGGCCCUAAAAAUUGUCAAAGACUCCAGCCACCUUAGUAAUAGACUGCUCUGAAAAUGGUUGUCUAGCAAUGAUCAACAACCAAAUUGACAGCUUUAAUAAUUUUUUUAACAAUAAUGGGCAAAUGUUGUACAAUCCAGGUGUGGAAAGCUCUUAGAGACUUACCCAGAAAGACUCAUUUGUAAUCGCUGCCAAAGGUGCUUCUACAAAGUAUUGACUCAGGGGUGUGAAUACUUACAUAAAUGAGAUUUAUCUAUUUCAUUGUCAAUAAAUUUGCAAACAUUUCUAAAAACAUGUUUUCACCUCGUCAGAAUGUUUUUAAAAAAUCCAUUUUGAAUUCAGGCUGUAACACAACAACAUGGAAAAAGUCAAGGGGUAUGAAUAUUUUCUGAAGGCAAUGUAGGUGUCCCCAUAAUAUUUAAAUUGAUUAAGUGUGAUCAUAAUCAUUAUUUUAGUGAUCCAUUGUAGGCGGCCUUCCUAAAAACAAUGCAAAUCCUGUUGAUUUGAGCUGCUGAACCGUAUUUGCAUUUGAGAUGCAUUUAUGGAUGAGAAAGUGAACUUGUCAUUUCCAGGUUUAGUGGGGAUGCCUUGCUUUGCGAUCUAUUGCCUAGGACAGGGCUCUCCAACCCUAUUCCUGGAGAGGUACUGUCCUGUAGGUGUUCACUCCAACCCUAAUCUAGCGCAUCUGAUUAGAUAAUUAGCUGGUUGAUAACCUGAAACAAGUUAGUUACAACUGGCUUUUGAUCGAAAACCUACAGGAAGGUAGCUCUCAAGGAACAGGGUUGGAGAGUCUUGACCUAGGACAUCAACAGCCAGCCAGGGUUUCAUUAAAUAAGCUAUAGGCACAAUACUUGUCAUUGCACAUUUAGGCCUAAUUAAACUGAUGCAUUUGGCGAUGUUCAACUUCAUUUCACAGCCACAAUGAAGAAUAGCUUAGUCAUAGUCAUUGAUAGACUAAUAUAUACUUUAUUGUACUUUUGGUGAAUUUACAAGGCAUUGCAAGACAAGACAUUGCGAUAUACAGAUUACCAAGAUAUAGCAUAUGCGCACGGUUCCGACAGUCUGCCUGCCCCGAUCCACUCUCUCCCUCACUGGCUCGCCUGCUCUUUCUCUUCGCUAUGAAAAACACUAGCGUGUGUUUGAUCUUCAGUCUGUUUUGUGUAGAAUAACUCAGUCUACUCAUUUAUUGCUCCUAUUAGUGAAUUUACGCAAGACAUUGCAAGCCAAGAAAUUGCAAGACACAGCAUUGCGAUAGCCUAUACAUCUUUUGAUUACCGAUGCACGAUUCUGACUGUCUGCCUGGUGGCCAACAUGCCUGGCUGUGCCCCUCUCGGAAGUAGACUACCGCAAAAUACUGAAUCUUAGGAGUCGAUUCCUAGCGGAAUCGAAGCUUGACACCCAGAAAUGGGAGUCGACGGGCAAGGAGUCGAGGAAUCGAUUCUAGUGUGCCUGUUUGAAUCUGACUAGUAGAGGCUGACUACGUCUCUUCGCUAGCAGUGGAAGCAAACUCACACAUUGAAAAACAAUCUAAUUUGUGAACAAAACAAUGUAAAUGUCUUAGAAACACGAGGAUAAAGUCUCACUGUAGUAGUUAGACCACCUUUUAUGCCUGUUCCCAUUGCUUCUAAAAACAAACCUAUUCAGCUCUUCACUCGCAGUGCACACAGCCCUCCAGCCAGGCAGUGUUGCUUCGCGAGGUGAGAUAGCUAAAAUGUUAGGAUUCCUAUUUCUUUGUGCAUUACCAGAUAUGAAACAAAACGGCAGAAAUACUUUGAAAACAGCUACUGCAGCAUUUAUUUUGCUAUAAAUCACUACUCGCACAUGUGCCCAUACUUGACUUUUGAACAAUGUGGCUGGUGAAUUAGAAAUUCUUACACGCCAAUGCCAAAAUCGACCCUUAUUUGGUGGGUGUUCAUUUUAGGCCCUGCUUGCUACCCCUUUCAUCGUAUUGAUUGAGUGACGUUCACACACACAAGACACACUAGCUGUUUGAGAGGUAACACACCCACACACACCCUACAAUGUUUUGUCUUUCACUUAAAACCUAGGUCCAUAUCUUCCAAGUCCUCUAGAUGGCGCCAUUGUCAAAUAAACAGGUCUGAUUUGACCUUUAGUUUGAGAGGACUAAGUGGAUGCACCUCUUUUCAUCACAAGCACCAGCUGUGUGCGUUUGAGCGUGUGUGUGUUUGCGCGUGUGUGCAGUGCACGUCUAUGUGUAUGCAAGUAUACUGUGUCAUAACACCCCAGACACCACCCCCUAGUAACCCUGGUACACCUCUCCCACCACGUUAGAUCGUCGACCCCCACAUGCCCCGGGUGGGGUGCCAGCACAACGGGGUGUCUAUCCCCAUGCCCCCCCUCAACGUCCUCCGGGUCGGAGAACGGAUGCAGUACAAGAACGAAGGAAAACUCUUCCUCGUCCUAUUCUUCGACAACAAACGCAGCUGGUGAGACACAUCUUCUCUGUUCUUCUCCAAUACUAAAUGCUAUGAAAUUGACUUUUUGUUGUUGUUGCUAGCAACAUACAUGGAUACACCAUUUUACUAUCCACAUUUGCAAUAUUAAGUGUUAUUUCAAUACAUGCCAUUUUCAUACACAACCAACAGACAACACAGAUAACUCAAAUUUGUAUUAGAAGUGUUACAUUUUUGCAGAUUUGUAUCAGAAGAAAUGUAACUGUGAAUUUGAUUUAAUUCUUCUCUCUUCUCAGGCAAUGGCUUCCUAAGUCUAAGAUGGUCCCUCUGGGGAUAGACAAGACCAUCGACAAGAUCAAGAUGAUGGAGGGCAGAACGUCCAGCAUCCGUAAGGCUGUUCAGACGGCCUUCAAACGUGCCAUGAACCACCUUAGCAUCGUCCAGGACGAACCUGUCAGCGACAUGAGCGAUGUGGACUAA
Molecule: messenger RNA, 31759 nt
Organism: Coregonus sp. 'balchen'
Lineage: Eukaryota; Metazoa; Chordata; Actinopteri; Salmoniformes; Salmonidae
Source: the annotation of a GenBank genome assembly